GCGCACUAGAAAAUGUCCUUCCGAGGAGGAGGUGGAAGAGGGGGCCGUGGUGGCGGAUUCAACCGUGGUGGAGGUGGAGGAGGAUACGGUGGUGGUGGAGGAGGAUAUGGUGGUCGAGGUGGCGGCGGCGGUUUCCGAGGUGGUGGACGAGGAGGUCGAGGAGGCUUCCAAGACUAUGGCCCUCCAGAAUAUGUUGUUGGUAAGAUGAAUAAGACCGCCAUGUGAUGUUCCAGUGAUGGAGAGGGCAUUGUCUUUACAUCUUGAAUUUACACUACACCAAUUGCACAUCUAGAGAUGUCCAUAUCGUCUGCCUGGCAUUGUAACAUCAGUUACAAUAGAACUGGGAUCAACUGAUCCCAGUUCUAUUUUUUUCCUGUACUGACCAGAUGUCAUUGCUCUUGUCUCUGCAGCAUUA
Molecule: messenger RNA, 415 nt
Organism: Coregonus sp. 'balchen'
Lineage: Eukaryota; Metazoa; Chordata; Actinopteri; Salmoniformes; Salmonidae
Source: the annotation of a GenBank genome assembly